AUGCCUCGCCUUCCCGAUGAUGGAGAUGUGGAGGUGUUCCAGGAGGACGCCGAACAGCUGUUGCAGACGAGCGAGAGGUCCGCCCGGCGGCUGUUCUCGGGCUUCAAAGACUUUGCCUUUUCAGGCAACAUUCUCGAGAUUGCUUUUGGUCUGAUUCUCGCCUCGGCUUUUACGGCUCUGACCACAUCUUUCGUCUCCGAUAUCAUCCUGCCGCCGCUGUCAGUGAUUUUGCCGCUUAACAGGAAUCUGGACGAAAAGUUUGCCGUCCUCCAGCGGGGCCCUAGCUAUGAUGAGCUGGACGGAUACACAACGCUUGCACAAGCCCAAGAGGACGGUGCUGUUGUGUUGGCCUAUGGUGUGUUCGUGAACAAGGUGUUUGAAUUUCUAGGAAUGGGACUUGCUUUGUACGGCUUGGCUGUACUUUAUGAAUCCCUUUCCCACGACCCUAUCAUCAAGCACACCGUCAAGUGCCGAUAUUGCAAAAAGCCGGUCAAUGUCAAGGCUCUUCGCUGUAUCAACUGCACCAGCUGGUUGGAUGGGCGCGAGGAGAAGGACCCAAGCCAGCAGGCGUUUGUUCGGCGACAAUAG
Messenger RNA from Pestalotiopsis fici W106-1, 588 nucleotides. RefSeq lists its product as uncharacterized. The transcript has 4 exons. Gene Ontology annotation, biological process: monoatomic ion transport; intracellular water homeostasis. Bases 1 to 588 code for a protein of 195 amino acids. Lineage: Eukaryota; Fungi; Ascomycota; Sordariomycetes; Amphisphaeriales; Sporocadaceae. The record is from RefSeq and is a predicted model, not a curated record. Gene Ontology annotation, molecular function: mechanosensitive monoatomic ion channel activity.